UCCGGGCGGGGUCCGGCUCCAGGUCCAGCCCGGGUCACGGUUGGGACCGGGUCCAGGGCCACACGGGGCUAGGGUCCGGGCGGGAUCCCGUGUUGAGGUCUCAGUGCGUCGGCCUGGGACAGGGGCCGGUUCUGGCUCGGGCUGCAGGUCCCGGCCGGGGUCAGGCUCGGGCCUCGGAUCCAGUCCCAGGGCAGGGUUCAAUCCGGCACCUGGAGCAAGUCGAAGUCCCAGGGGCGGGCCUGGGUGGAAGAUAGGGAGGGCUCCCUGUCUGAGAAGGGGCUCUGAAGACCACGUGGGGGCGCUCGAAGGGGCCUUGGGCCACCCUCCUCUCUGGGUCAAAGGUCAUCGCACCGGCAGGGGAGAACUUCCUCCUCCUUGGCGCUCCCCGUUUACUUCCUGAUAACCUGAUAGAGGUCCCCCGCGGGCGGAGGGGGAGGGGAGGCGCAGCAACUUUAGGCAACUUUCCGUAGGUGACCAGCGCCAUGUCCAGCCAGGUGGUGGGCAUUGAGCCUCUCUACAUCAAGGCAGAGCCAGCCAGCCCCGACAGCCCAAAGGGUUCCUCGGAGACCGAGACCGAGCCCCCCGUGGCCCUGGCCCCUGGCCCAGCUCCCACCCGCUGCCUCCCAGGCCACAAGGAAGAGGAGGAUGGGGAGGGGGCUGGGCCUGGCGAGCAGGGUGGUGGGAAGCUGGUGCUCAGCUCCCUCCCCAAACGCCUCUGCCUGGUCUGUGGGGAUGUGGCCUCCGGCUACCACUAUGGCGUGGCAUCCUGUGAGGCCUGCAAAGCCUUCUUCAAGAGGACCAUCCAGGGGAGCAUCGAGUACAGCUGUCCGGCCUCCAACGAGUGUGAGAUCACCAAGCGGAGACGCAAGGCCUGCCAGGCCUGUCGCUUCACCAAGUGCCUGCGGGUGGGCAUGCUCAAGGAGGGAGUACGUCUGGACCGCGUGCGAGGCGGGCGACAAAAGUACAAGCGGCGGCCGGAGGUGGACCCGCUGCCCUUCCCGGGCUCCUUCCCUGCUGGACCCCUGGCAGUAGCUGGAGGCCCUCGGAAAACCGCCCCCGUGAAUGCACUGGUGUCGCACUUGCUGGUGGUUGAGCCUGAGAAGCUAUAUGCUAUGCCUGACCCGGCGGGCCCCGAUGGACACCUCCCAGCCGUGGCUACCCUCUGUGACCUCUUUGACCGAGAGAUUGUGGUCACCAUCAGCUGGGCCAAGAGCAUCCCAGGCUUCUCGUCACUGUCACUGUCUGACCAGAUGUCAGUCCUGCAAAGCGUAUGGAUGGAGGUCUUGGUGUUGGGUGUCGCCCAGCGCUCACUGCCACUGCAGGACGAGCUGGCCUUCGCGGAGGACCUGGUCCUGGAUGAGGAGGGGGCACGCGCCGCUGGCUUGGGGGAACUGGGGGCCGCGCUGCUGCAGCUGGUGCGGCGACUGCAGGCCCUGAGGCUGGAACGCGAGGAGUACGUCCUGCUGAAGGCCCUGGCCCUUGCCAAUUCAGACUCUGUGCACAUCGAGGACGCCGAGGCUGUGGAGCAGCUGCGUGAAGCUCUACACGAGGCCCUGCUGGAGUACGAAGCAGGCCGGGCGGGCCCCGGAGGGGGUGCUGAGCGGCGGCGGGCAGGCAGGCUGCUGCUUACGUUACCGCUCCUUCGCCAGACAGCGGGCAAAGUGCUGGCCCAUUUCUAUGGGGUGAAGCUGGAGGGCAAGGUGCCCAUGCACAAGCUGUUCUUGGAGAUGCUCGAGGCCAUGAUGGACUGAGGCAAGGGGUGGGCAUGGGUGGGGGUGCUGGCAGGACCCGCCCAGUAUGGGGUCAGCCCCAAGGGGGCAGAACUGGGGUCCGGGCAGUGCCACAGCCUGCUGGCAGGGCCAGGGCAAUACCAUCAGCCCCUGGGAGCAGGCCCUACGCCCUCCCCUCCCCCCUCCCAGGGGGUCUUAGAAGCUGGGAAUGUGUGCGCCCAGGCUCUGGGCACAGUGCUGCCCCUUGCAAGCCAUAACGUGCCCCCAGAGUGUAGGGGGCCUUGCGGAAGCCAUAGGGGGCUGCAGGGGACAUGUGGGGGGGCAGAAGCCUGAUCUCAGGGAGGGAAGGGAGUGGAGGCCACAGUCUCCCAGUGGGUGAUGCUUUUGCUGCUGCUUAAUCCAACCCCCUCUCCAGAGCAGAGGGGGAUUUGGAAAGCAAAGGCCCCUGCCCCCUUCGCUCCUCUCCUCAUCAUUUGCAUUGGGCAUUACUGCCCCCCCUUGAAGCAAUAACUCCAAGCAGGCUCCAGCCCCUGGACCCCUGGGGUGGCCAGGGCCCCCCAUCAGCUCCCACCCAGCCUCCUUGGGGGGGUUAGGGAGAGCACUGCCUCUAUGCCCUGCAGAGCAAUAACACUAUAUUUAUUUUUGGGUUUGGCCAGGGAGGUGCAGGGACAUAGGGCAAGCCAGGGCCCAGAGCCUUUGGCUGUACAGAGACUCUAUUUUAAUGUAUAUUUGCUGCAAAGAGAAACCGCUUUUGGUUUUGAACCUUUAAUGAGAAAAAGAAAUAUAUCGAGCUCAAGAA
This is a messenger RNA of Mustela erminea (ermine), 2529 nucleotides long. RefSeq names its product estrogen related receptor alpha (gene ESRRA). The transcript is spliced from 7 exons. NCBI's taxonomy places the organism in Eukaryota, Metazoa, Chordata, Mammalia, Carnivora, Mustelidae. Gene Ontology annotation, cellular component: nucleus. Gene Ontology annotation, biological process: regulation of DNA-templated transcription. The record is from RefSeq and is a predicted model, not a curated record. Gene Ontology annotation, molecular function: sequence-specific DNA binding; zinc ion binding; steroid binding. The coding region runs from base 483 to 1751 and encodes 422 amino acids.